GUUUAUUACCUGGACGACGAGGACCGCGCAGUGUUGUCCUGACGACCGUGGCUGGGUCUCUGCAGACUAGAGCCAUGGGCAGCAAGAAGAAGGACAUUGCCCUGCAGGUUAACAUCAGCACCCAGGAGCUUUGGGAGGAAAUGCUCAGUUCCAAAGGACUAACUGUUGUCGACGUCUAUCAAGGCUGGUGUGGGCCCUGCAAGCCCAUGGUGAGCCUCUUCCAGAAGAUGAGGAUUGAGGUUGGCCUAGACCUUCUGCACUUUGCACUAGCAGAAGCAGAUUGUCUUGAUGUCCUUGAAAAAUACCGAGGGAAGUGCGAGCCGACCUUUCUGUUUUAUGCAGGUGGAGAACUGGUGGCGGUGGUGAGGGGAGCUAACGCCCCGCUGCUGCAGAAAACCAUCCGAGAGCAGCUGGAGGCUGAAAAGAAGGUGCUGGCCGAAGGCUGUGAGCGGCAAGUGAUUAGAGACGAGGCUCUGUCUGAGGAGGACGGAUGCCUCUCCCAUGACAAGGACAAUGGUGAAGAGGAGGACGUGGCUUCAUCAGGGAAGACCUGCACGUUGGCCAUCAUUAAGCCAGAUGCAGUGGUCCACGGAAAGACUGAUGAGAUUAUUAUGAAGAUCCACGAAGCUGGUUUUGACAUUUUAGCAAAUGAAGAGAGAACCAUGACAGAGGCAGAAAUGCGACUUUUCUAUCAACACAAAGCUGGAGAGGAGGCAUUUGAGAAGCUGGUAUAUCACAUGUGCAGUGGACCAAGCCACCUCCUGAUACUCACCAGGCCUGAGGGCACUGAGGACGUGAUCGCUUCCUGGCGAAUGCUCAUGGGGCCCUGUGACCCUGAUGUGGCAAGGAGGGAGCAGCCUGACAGUCUCCGCGCUCAGUUCGGCACAGAAAUGCCCUUUAACGCAGUCCACGGAAGCCAGGACAGAGACGCCGCCAGCCGAGAACUGGCAUUGCUCUUCCCCACGUUUAAGUUUUCAGACGAAGUUCUGGAAGCCUCUCUGGGUCAUGGGGCUGAAGGAGCGGUGGGCCCCACUGAGGCAUGUCGCUUUGCUGAGGACAUGGACUGAGAGAGAGGCUGGGCUGCUCUUCCGGAGCAUGUGACCAGGGGCAAGGACACGAGAUGGAAUGUCAGUGCACUUGAAUCAGCUGCACAUAGGAAAGCUCCAGAAUUGGAACUUACUCUUUUCAGCACCAACACUUUUUUGGUUUAGCUAUGUCUCAUGAACAAUAAAAAUAGUAUCUACUUUCUUGCCUUAUUAAACAGUAUAUAGAACAUAUAGGUUUUUUGUUUUUGUUUUUUGCUACCUCUGGGAUUUUAUAAAAUAAAUGGACAUCUGUUAUUAUACCCUGGUGUGAUAUGGUGUCAUCUCAGGGGAUACUGAGUUACAUAGGACAAUGUUUCCCCAAUAAUAAAUCUAUUUUAUGGAUUAAACAAGUUUAGAGUUCAAGUUAGUAACUAUGAACUUGAAAACAGUGCAAAAAGAUUGGCUAUAACACUUCCAGGCAUAUGGAAGUGGAGGCAGAUAGAAAUUGGCUUUGAUCUUCCUGCUGCCGACCCAGUCACGGGAGCAGUCCUGCAAUGCUGCCCAGUUGACCACCUGAGGUUCUCCAUGAAUCAGGUCAUGUUCAUAAAGAAAUGUUUGGGAGUUACACUGGAACCAGGGUUCAUCUGAU
Molecule: messenger RNA, 1674 nt
Organism: Ailuropoda melanoleuca (giant panda)
Lineage: Eukaryota; Metazoa; Chordata; Mammalia; Carnivora; Ursidae
Gene: NME9
Product: NME/NM23 family member 9
Exons: 12
Coding region: 75-1067 (330 amino acids)
Biological process (GO): CTP biosynthetic process; GTP biosynthetic process; UTP biosynthetic process
Molecular function (GO): nucleoside diphosphate kinase activity
Source: RefSeq, a predicted model, not a curated record